Didymodactylos carnosus is the source of this 5614-nucleotide messenger RNA. Lineage: Eukaryota; Metazoa; Rotifera; Eurotatoria; Philodinida; Philodinidae. The record is from the annotation of a GenBank genome assembly.
AUGAAACUUUUCUGGCCCGGUCCGAUCCGACGACUUUGCGUUUUUCGUCUUGUAUCUGUAAUGCUUCUGCUAGCUAAGCGGUGUAAAUUUGAUUAUCAUCGACAGAAUGAGACAGCAUGUGAAAUGAUCAAUAAUGUUCUUGAGUCAAUGUUUUAUGAUCAGUUGCCAUCAACCAAAACACAAAGCAUCGCUACGUCCUAUUCAUUAUUAGCAAAUUUAGACCGUUUAUUAACAAAUUAUUUAACAUUUUCAUUAUUGAAUUAUUCAAGAAGCAUCGAUGCUGAAAACAAAACUACCACGCAAGACACUUCAUCAGCUGCAACAUCAUUAUUAUCACUCCCAGUAAAUCAAAUGUUAAAACCAUUAAUUUACAUGUCUACUAAUACAUUAGAACAUAUAUUGAAUUAUAUUUAUCAAUACAAUGAUUUACUAACUCCGAAAAUAUGGCAUCAUCUAUUUACACUAUUGUUUUAUACAAGUAUAAAUAAACAAUCUGCAUACCACAUGAAAACAAAAUGGUUUAAUGAAACAGCAGAUACAGUUUUUAUUCAUGUUCUGUUUCAAUUUUUUAAAGCAUCAUAUGAAAUGUUUGAUGAAAAUACAUUGGAAAUGAUAACCAAUUAUUUGGAACGAUUAUUUAUGUGCGAAGAACAACAAAGUGAAACUAUCAAAGGAAAACGUACAGCAGAAGAGUCGAAUCCAACUGUAACACAAUCCAUCAUCGAACAAAAUGUUUCGUGUAAUCGUUUGUAUUUAAAUUCAUUGAUUACAAUCUUAAAUCGUUUUAUAACCGAUAAUUUUUAUAUGAUUAAUGGUCCGUUGAAUUGUCAUUUGAAAUUAUUGAAUUAUUAUUUAAAAAUUGAUUUUACUAAUGCUACUGUAUCGAAGAAAACAAUAUUAAUCAAAAGUAUAAUUGAUUUUGUUUGGAAUUAUAUUCGUUAUUAUUCAACUUUAAAUUUUACAUUAAACAAUGUUCAUCCACUCAUGUGCUUUCUUAAUUAUGAUAGAAAACAACGUUUGUUGCCAUCCGUCCCAUCGUCAACAGUAUGUAACCAACAUUCUACAACAAAAAUAUCAUACAAACCUCCAGCAUCAAUGACACCCGCAGCUGCGCAAAUGAAUAAUUUACCAACGUCAUUGAACCCCAAAUCAACGUCAAAACAUAAUGGUUUAAGAGAAAAUUGUGUAAGACAAUUAGUUAUAUUUAUGACAAAAUUGAUAAGAUCACAACAAGACAAUAUAAACGAUAUAGCAUCAACAACAGAACAUACACUACAGGAACAGCAACAACGAAAACGUUUUAAGCGGUAUGAUGAUAAUGAGACUGAUGACGAUCUUCAGGAGUCGAAUAUGGAGAAAAAAGAAGAAAAUAUACCGAUCGCUACAAGUGAACAACAAGAGUCAUUUGUACUUGAGUGUGCCUAUAUUGAAAAAUUAUUAUCAAUUUUGAGCGCUUGUCAUUCAGCAAUUGACUUAUCCUCCUCAUUAUCCACAUCAAUUAAAUUUCUAGCAACAACACUUCUAACGAAUGAUAAUGACAUCGACAAACACAAAUCAUUUCCUUAUCCGUCUUUUGUUCAUAUUACAAUUCGAUUGAAUUCAAAUGAUUUAUUAUCAAUUGGUGAUUGUAUCUAUUAUUGUUUAACGUCGUACGUUAAAAAUUCUGAUUAUAUUGUGCCAAUUGUUUGUAAUUAUUUAUCUACUUAUCCGUUGAUAUCAUCACCAUUGGUACUCUAUAUUAUACUUAUUUUACAAAAUCAUAAAUGCUUAAUUGAUGCAUUGAACAAAUAUCCACUCUUUCAAAUAUUAAUUAAUGGUACUAUUAGCGCAAGUAAAUAUUUCUUACAAACACGUUCAACGAUUAUACCAACAAUACAACGUACAUAUGAUAUGAGAAAAAAUUUACAAUUAACAUUAGAAAAUAAUAACAGUAACGCUGCUAGUACAAAUGCGCACUCUCACCUUCCACUAAAUACCUUUCCACAAUACAUCCCAUUGUUUAGUAACCCAUUAGUGCCAUCCACAGGAACUGCUCCUAUGAAAUAUUUACAAGUUGUAGCACAAGGACAAAAUUCUCUUGCGUCAGCUUUAGCAGCGCCAUCAAACACAAAUGGGCAGAACACAUUACCAUCCACUUAUUACUUAACAACAGCAAAUAAUAUUUCGAAACCGAAAUACGAUGCUUAUGGUAAUUAUUCACACAAAUACUCUUCACCAACUUCACUACAAACUGAUCAACAACAGUUAAGUGCGCCACCACUUGGCUUGAUCAAUAUAGCAGCAGAAGGACAAAUAACAUGUACAAAUCCAAAUUCAUCACCACCUGAUGUACUUAUAUCAGCAGCAACAACUCUCACAUCACAAACACUUCGCCGUAUGAGAACAUCUCCAUGGUCAUAUCAGUUUUCAGCAAGCGAAGAACGUUGUACGUUAAUACUCCAUUUUCCACGUGUUUAUACAAUUAAAAAUAUUGUUAUAUCAACAUUCACACAAAUUGCAAUAAAUCAGUGGGGAACAGCGGGUAACGUAGGCUUAGGGACAGGUGCAUCUGUAGCAAAUAAUUUUAUUACCGAUGGUGCGCAUGGAAAUACAACAAUGAUAAAUAAUAGCCAAUCACCAUCAGCUGUCAGCGUCGAAAUAUCGAAAGAUGGUUAUUAUUUUGUGCCAUGUGGUGUACCAUUACUUACUUAUGGACUUCAGACAAUUGAUAUCUCGCUGACACAACCAGAAAUUGUGAAAAAAGUACGUCUUAAUUUAUAUAAACCAUAUGAUCAGGAUACAAUUGGUUUACAACAAAUAUCUUGCUACGGUUAUUGUGCGUACGAUCAACAAUCGUUAAUACAACAAUGUUUAUCAUAUCCAACGCUGACAUCAACCGUUUAUGGAGUAUCACAACCACAUAGUAACAAACAAAAAUCGUCUAAAUCAAGUGUAAUUACACCGACAUGGUCAUCCUAUGAUACUGAAAGUAAAAUGAUAUACUCAUCGUUUAUAAAAGCCAGUCAACAACAACGACAACAAAGUCAAAUUGAUAAUAGUUCAAUUCAAACGAUGUGUACAAGUGAUGAAUUACGUUCAUGUCUAAAUUGGCUAAAAUUAUUGCAUGUGUGUAUUUAUCGUCAACAACAAGGAGAAAAUCAUGAACAAUUCCUUUCGUCUAUCAGUGAUGAAUUUUUAUAUGUUUGCUGUUGUCUGUUAAACAACAAUAUUGAUAUUAAUAAUGAAAUGUUAAUUGAACGAAUAUUAAUUCAUUUGGGAAAUUAUUGUUGUACAAGUGAGAAGUUGUUAUAUAUGUACGAUUUAUUAUUUGAUAUUUCUAUGAAAAAAGAAUCUAUGAUAAUUAAUCGUAUUAUUUACAUCAUGAAUGAAUUAAAAUCGGAUAAUUAUAUUAUUUAUUUAUUAAAAAAACUAGUUAAUUCGAAUAUUGACGAUAUUCCAUCACAAGUAUUGCAUACGUUUGCUUGUAUUCUAUGGAGGCAUGACAAAAAUGAUGAGUUCAAUGAGUUAUUAGCCAUUAGUCAAAUGUUAAUUGAAAAAUGUUUUAAUCAUCUUAUGUCAUCGAUGAUCUCACUCUCGGUUAGUCAAUCUGUUGGUUGGAUAUUAUGUGCAUUUGGUCGACUGUAUCCAAAACUAUUGAUUGAAAAACUGAUUCAACUUCAGCAAUCUUCGGUUUCUGUACUAUUCGAAUUAUUAAAAUAUUUGUCACAGAGUAUUGUAUUCUUAAAUGAAUUUAUACAAACAGAUUUAUUUUCGCAAUUAGUUCAGCAUCUACAUAGCCAUAUUCAAUACAUUAUCGAUGCUAACUAUCAUGAUUUAAAUGAAAAUUUAAUUAAUAAUGGCCUCGACUAUUUUAUAGAAAUAAGUCGAUAUGCUGUUGUCCAACAAUGGUUUUCUCAAACACCGAAAGCAAUCGAAAUAUGGCAGAAUUUAUUAAAUUUGUUAUCAACAAACACUUCCUAUACAUCACUAGCAUUAUUAACAAAAUCAAUAUCUUUAUUGAAUAAUCUAUCAUUACCAUCUCCGACAAAUAUUGAGAAUAUGCAAUUAAUUGCUAAAUAUCUAACGAAACUAACACACAAUCGUCUCAUUGAGCACCGAUCCUUAAUUGGCUAUAUCCAAUAUAUUCUGAGUGAAAUCAUUCUAAAUGAUGAAAAAGUACAAUUGUAUAUAAAUACUUUUGAUUAUCAAAUUGAACAAGCAAGAACAAUAAAAAGUUAUUUAGAUCAUCCAUGUUUCGGUACUGGUUAUAACCAUUUUCUAUUCAAAGAUGUCUCAGUGACAAUGACUAUGGAACAAUUAAUACAAAAAUUAUUUGGUGAUAAUUAUUUACAAGCAAAUAUUUGGACGACAAUGAAUUAUUUACAAAGACAACAACAACAGGCAAAAUUAAAUAAUAUUAACGGUCAACAACAACAACAAGUAGAGAAGGAGACAGAAAAGGAAAAAGAUAAUAAUAGACGUCAACAAUUAAUUAAUAAUAAAUCGUCGUUAACAUCAUUCAAAGUCUUAUCAUUGAAGUCUGUGGCAAAAAGUUUAGUAAAUACAUCAUCAUCGGAACGCGCAUCAAAACAAACAUCAACAAGUUACAGCAAACAAGAUGAUCAACAAUCGCAAUUGUUCCUGGACUAUGUUCAUUUUAUUCUCUAUGUUGACAAUCAACCACGACAAUUUAUUGUUCCGAAACAUUUACAUCUUAGAGAAUUAUUAUUAUCAUUUAAUUGUCGUUCAUCAGAUGAAUAUUCUGCUGAUGUUCUCCGUUUUUGUUUUCACAAUCAUUUUCUUCCAGACUAUUCGACAACUAUAAUUAAUGGCGACAAAAAAAUUAUUCAAAUAGAGGAAAAUGAGCAGAAGGAAAAGAAAAAAGAUGACCAGCAACAUUUGUUAUCAUCCGAUAAAGAUUAUUCAACAUUAUUAGACAUAUUUAUCUCGCAUGAUGGUUUAAAAAUAUUAGCUCAACAUUUUUCUGCUCAUUAUCCAAUAAUUCAAUGUUUUGACGAUGGCCUGAAUAUGUCAUUUGAUAAAAUUGAUUUUUUUGAUUUUUCAUCAUUGUUAACUUCGUCGUCAACGCCAGCGAAUAUUUCAUGUGCUGAUAUGCCACAUUAUGUUUUCAUCACAUUUUCUAUCUUCUUACGUUUACCAAAUUAUGCUAAAGAAAUGUUAAAAAAUCGUUCAUUAGCCUGUACUAUAAUUCGUUUAAUGUUGGGUCAACAACAGUCAACAGAUCAACAAAAUCAACAACAGUUUGAUAUGAGACAACUAUCAAAAUUACCAUUCGAAACUUUGUCCACUCUACUAAAAAAUGCAUCGAGUGAACUAUUGAAUGAUAUAUUUCAUUCAAACAUCUUGUUACUCUUAUUAUCGUGUCUCUCGUCGAUCACACGCCAUCCACAUCGAAAACAAAUUAAAAAACAAAUGAUUCAUGAAGACGACUCAACAAUUCAAACUACAAUAUAUGAUGAAGAUUCCGACACAGAUGAGAAUGAUAUGAACAAUUUAACAAUAGUAAAUCAUAGUCAACAUGUAGCUGAAUCAACCAAUAUUCAUCAUCCAUCCCAAACUAAUCAAAGUUUUUGGGCUAAAGGAACAGGUUUUGGAACUGGUACCACGGUAUCAG